Molecule: messenger RNA, 2778 nt
Organism: Brassica rapa (field mustard)
Lineage: Eukaryota; Viridiplantae; Streptophyta; Magnoliopsida; Brassicales; Brassicaceae
Product: pathogenesis-related protein 1
Cellular component (GO): extracellular region
Source: RefSeq, a predicted model, not a curated record
AAAUAUCAUUUUACUUGUAAAUAUAGCGUAGAUAUAUCUCUAUGAUAUAUGUACUUAGUCAAUCAAAACUCCGCGAAUGCACUAGAUCUCAUCAGAAUUCUGGAGUUAAGCGUGAUUGACCGAACGUAUAUGGGUGACCUUUUGGAAAGUUCUCGUGUUACACCUAUUUUAAAAAAAAAAAAUAUGUGUUCAAAAAAAAGUCAAUCAAAACUACUUAAAGGUUAUCUUAACUACUAAAAGGAAAAUUCCCUUAAAAUCACUAAAGAGUUAGCUAUAAAUAUACUUAUAUAUUAGUUGAUCAAAAAAAACUUAUAUAUUCAAAAAACAAAGGUUGAAUUAUCUAAUUAAACCUAUAUAUAUAUACUUCUUCAUCUGCGCAUGUACAAACUAUUCCGAUGAAUGGAGAAAUAACAGUGUUACAUGUAAAUUAAUAUGCUAACUAAUUCAUAUUAAAGUGAUUUGUAAUUCAUUGUGGAUAUUCGGAAGAUAAAACUAUAGAGAAAUAAUGUGAAUUUUAGAUAACAUGAGCCAGACGGGACAACGUUUAUUUGCAAUAAUUAAUAUUUUUACUUUGACAUCGUCUGUAAAGGCACGUCAUCCGGCUGCUUUGGCAAGGAGACUGCCAUAUAAUUCAUAGACUGUAAUAUUAAAAAAUGACAGUUUUUGUUCUAUUUUCUUAUAAUAAUUUGGACACUUCUUCGUGACAGGGUUAUGAGAGAAUAAAUAUGCCAACCACUUUCAAACCUCUAGCUGAUCUUUGUCAUAUCCUUUCCAAACCUUUAGCUUAACUUUGUAAUAUGGUUUCUACUAUAUAACAACGAAGACUGAUAAAAAGUAGCGACUUUUUCCCAGCAGCUAUUUAGUAUAUCUAACGAAACAGUUAGAUUGACAUAGAAACCGUUGUUGUAACUUGUAAUCAAGUUCACAUACUUUUUUGAAAGAUGGGAAAAACGUAUGUUAUAGAAUAAUAGAAUUGUUUGUAUGAUAUAUAUAUAUAUAUAUAUCAAAAAUUUCUGGUCUGCGGGAUCAUAUCUUCUAGAUAUAAUAUAUUCGUUUGAACCAUUAUUUUUUUUCUCAUUUUGCAUUUUAGAUAUAUAUAUGUCUAAACCGUUGAAUUAUAAGUAUUGUUCCACCACCCUUAGUUUUUCUCUUGUACUAUCCAAUCCACAGCGGAAAUGAAUAAUUUUAAAGAUAUUGUUCCAUCAUCCUUUAGCCGACAGAGAAAGUCAUCACUAUCAACUCUACGAACAUGCCACCAUUUUUUUUGUACACCUAACCCUAAAUAACGUGCGUACAUCAUUUCACAGUGUUGAAAACUGUUUAAAUAUAUGCGCUAGUCAUAUUUACUUGAAAACGUGACACCAACUAGGCCUCUAAAUUAUCAUUUCUAUAUAUGUAGUAGUAUACAGUAUAGUGUAAAAGAAACUAUAAAUAUCCAUCACAACACACACCAGAGAGUCAUCUCGCAAUAAUUAUAGUUGAUAUUUUUUACAAGACAUACAACACAAAAAUCAUUAAAAUGUUUCGUAAGGUCUCUAUAGAAGCCUUGGUUCUCCUACUUCUCACCAUCUACUUGACCCAAAUCGAUGUUUCUUUCGCACAAUAUUAUCAGUAUCCGCAGUCCCAUGACUCUCCAGACAGCUAUCUCAGACCACACAACGUAGCCCGAGCCAUGGUCAGAGUCAAGCCUCUAAGAUGGGACUUUGGCCUAGCCACUGUGGCUCAGGACUACGCAAAUCAACUAGCAUCCGGUCCAUGCAGCCUCGAGCAUUCCUCUGGACCAUAUGGAGAGAACCUUGCAAUGGGAAGUGGAGACAUGUCACCGGCUCAGGCUGUUGCAAUGUGGAUAAAUGAAAAGUCGUAUUAUGAUUAUUACUCAAACUCGUGCCACGACUCGGCUUGUGGACACUACACGCAGGUCGUGUGGCGUGGAUCUGCUCGGCUCGGUUGUGGUAAGGGUGUGUGUGGUAAUGGUGCAAGUAUUAUUGUGUGUAACUAUGACCCCGCAGGCAAUUAUAUUGGGACUAAACCAUAUUGAUUUCAAGUUCAAUUGAUGAAUGUGUGUUAAGAUUGUUGUGUAACAUUUUUCUUACUUCAGUACAUGAGAAGACAUAUUUGUUUUCCUACAAAGAUGGAGUUAAAAAUUUGUAUAAAAUCAAAAUUUGAGUGCAUGAUCAAAUGAUAACGUGAGAAGCUUACAAUAAAUGGUGAAUGUGCAGACAAUGUAUAGAGGAGUUUGUCGCGGAUAUUUCCUAAUUUUUGGUUUCGGUAGGCCGAUCUAAGAUAGGCAUAGGUCUUGAUUAAUUUCAAGGUGUAACUCUGCCUUAAUCAUAUGGUUUGCGAAGAAGUAAUCCUUGGUUAAGCACUAAAUCAAAUAUUUAUACAUGUUUAAUAUAUUAGCCGAUAUCAAAUGUGUAAUAAAUAGACUAAUAGCUCUCAACAAAGAAAACACAUACUUUAUAUUUCUUAGACUAAUGUAGUCUUGAUCCGAUCUCUAGACAACUUUGACCAUUUCAAGAAUGACUCAUACACCGAUACACGCAUUAAGUUUCUUAAUGCUAGAAGCAUUUUCUUACAAACCAUCUUAAUCGAUUAAUUUGUAAUAAUCAUCAUUAUAUACGAUUAAUUUGAAUAAGCAUCACACACUUCAGUUUUUAAAUGCCAGAAGCUGUAUUUUCUUUUGAAAAUAUUUGUUUUUCUUCUUAUAAUUUGUUCCUUUAGACAAAUGUUGUGUGUUUAAACCAUAUCUACAGUUACAUUACAUCACCACUGGAGUUU